AAACAAAAAUAUCCAACUUCUCAGCGAAUGUCACAAACAAUUUUAGAUGGAUCAGAAAAAACUCCUUCGAUCUCAAUCUCAGAUUUUUCGAAACAUUGUCAAUUUAACUGCGAUAAAUUAAUAUGGAAUUUCUUGAAUAAGAAACGAAAAAGGGACACCUCAACAUUAAAGGUGGCCUCUAAAAAUAGAAGUGAAGAAAUUAAAAAAUAUGUGAUAAAACAAUUAAAAAAAAGCUCAAUAGUGAUUGAUCACAGUGAUACGGAUCCAUCUAAAGCACGCGAAGUUUUAAGAAAUGCCCAAGUAGGGCAAUUUCUAUAUCAAUUAAAAUUCAAAGUCUUGGAUGAGUUAUAUGAUAAAUUAGAAACAAAGGGAAUUAAGUUAAAAAACUUUGUUCCUGAUUUCAUAGAGGUCAUUGAAGAGGAUGGUGAAAAACGGUUAAUGAUUUGGGACGCCAAGGCAUCAAAAGAAGCACGUGUUCCUUAUCAGUUCCAAGUCGCUUCAUACGUUUUUCUUUUAAAGCAUAUGACCGAAAACUUACGUGGAAUUUCAAUGUCUCGAUUAGGCGGAUUAUUUCUCUCGUCUUCAGAAGGUUUAAAACGUCAAACUUUCCCAUCAGUUAAGAAAGUUUCAUGGCACUUUAAUGCUCGCUGUAAAACUUGUGAAUUCGUAGAUGAUUGUCGUAAAGAAGCUGAAGGAACAAUGGCUAUGAUUCCAUAUUUAUCAACAGAAAAUGCAUCAUAUUUGAAACGGGCCAUUCGAAGUGUGAAAAAUAAUAACAAGUUUUUGAAGGAAAAUAAUCAUAAAAGCGGCAGGAAUGAAAUAGUAGAAGAUGAACCAGAUUAUAAAGAUCUGGCUAAUUAUCUUAGUCAUCAUAUAAUUAAUGAUGAAGAUACGAGAAAUAUUAAUAGAAAAAUAAAACAGAUUAUUAAAUAUGAUAAUGAUCAAAAUAGUUCACCUUAUCUUGAUGCACAUGAAACAGGAAAUGUCCAGUUUAUUGGCACACCAACAGUAACUUUUCCUCAGAAAACCGACCAUAAUCUCGUAAUUGUAAUGUCUUCUGACCCUUUUGUCUUGUAUCCUUUUGGGUGGGCUAUAUGUCUUUACACCGGUGAUGGAAAGAUCAUAAAAGAGUUUCGAUACGCUGAAUCUGUUUCUCAAUAUAAACAAGACGAAGCUUUGUCAGCAUUUAUCAUAUUUAUGAAUAAUUUUAUGACGUGUUUAGAAGAGACGUUCGAAUAUUUAUCCAACAAUAAAUCUCGAGCAUGUAUAUUUGUUUAUUCUGAGCAGGAAAAAAUUGCAAUUCAAGACUCAUUAAUUGAGUUAAUGACAUUAAAUUCUGAUAUAGUUUCUAAUAAUAUUCAACAAAAAGCAGCACAAUGUCUUUUUAAUCUUUUUGAAGAUUGUUCUCUUUUGUUAGCCGUCGGAAAUGACGAUAGUGAAAGUUCGAAACUUUCCGAUGAGUGGAGGGAGUUUCCUAGGCUUAUUGUUUUAGAGCACUCUGUAAAAGAAAAUAUUGCUAUCAAUGUUCCAGGUUUUUAUAGUGUCAUUGAUGUUUGGGAACAAAUGGUGAAACCCGUUUUUAAAGAUAACCAAGAGCUUUUGAUCGAAUUGGAGCCUCAUAUCUUCAAUAUUGAUCUUGAAGACAUUCAUUCUAUGUGGGCUUCCGGAAAUGUGAUUAAAGACGAAAUUAAUAAAUCUCAUUUAUUCAGAUCCGAAUUUGUUAAUAUUGUUAUUCAAGCUUAUUAUACUCUUUUAAACAAAUCGACAAAUAAUGUUGCAUCAAUAUUAAUAUUUUCUCCUCAAGUGUUUACUCUUUCAAAAUUUCGAUCUUUUAAUCAUCAUUAUUUGGGCAAAUUAUAUUUCUUUAAACAAUUUGAAGCAAUUACUACUUGCUCCCGAAUUAAAUUAGAUAGAUUUAAAGAUUUUGUUCAAGGAGAAGCUAUAUACGGUAUUCGUGUGAAAUUUGACAAAAUUAUUAAAGAAAAUAGUGAAUUAGAGGCAUCGUUUAUUGUUUUAAGUGAAUCUUUCUC
Cetraspora pellucida is the source of this 2030-nucleotide messenger RNA. Lineage: Eukaryota; Fungi; Glomeromycota; Glomeromycetes; Diversisporales; Gigasporaceae. The record is from the annotation of a GenBank genome assembly.